Molecule: messenger RNA, 1271 nt
Organism: Seriola aureovittata
Lineage: Eukaryota; Metazoa; Chordata; Actinopteri; Carangiformes; Carangidae
Product: tRNA selenocysteine 1-associated protein 1-like
Exons: 9
Coding region: 137-1087 (316 amino acids)
Biological process (GO): selenocysteine incorporation
Cellular component (GO): nucleus
Molecular function (GO): tRNA binding
Source: RefSeq, a predicted model, not a curated record
UGACGUAAGGACGCAAUGUUGCUGUACGUCUCUUCCUCACUACUCUGCUAGUAGUUAGCAUGUGCACCUAUAAAGCUUGAACGUAAUUAAUAGUUUACAUUGUCAGUAAAUUCACGUUCAGACCUUCGGCAGCGCCAUGAGCACCUUAUGGAUGGGGAACCUGGAGUCCUACAUGGAUGAGAAGUUCAUCACCAGAGCCUUUUCCACCAUGGGCGAGCAGGUGGUCAAUGUGCGGAUCAUACGCAACAAGAUGACGGGUGUGUCAUCACCCAGGGGUGCUCUGGGCUACUGUUUUGUGGAGAUGACAGAUGAGGCCACGGCUGAGAGGUGUCUCCGCAAAAUCAAUGGAAAAGCUUUACCAGGAGCCACUCCGCCCACAAGAUUCAAGUUAAACCGAGCCACCUUUGGGAAACAGGAGAGUGGUCAGAUGUAUUCUCUGUUUGUGGGAGAUCUAACUCCAGAGGUGGAUGAUGGGAUGCUUUAUGAGUUCUUCUACAACCGCUACCCUUCCUGUCGUGGUGGAAAAGUGGUACUGGACAGCAUGGGCAACUCCAAGGGCUGUGGCUUCGUUCAGUUCCCAGAUGAGCGGCUGCAGAAGCGGGCGUUAGAGGAGUGUCAGGGUGCCAUGGGACUGGGCAGUAAACCUCUGAGACUCAGCCUGGCUGCUAACAAUUUAAGGAACCGGCAGCAGCAGCAGCAGCAGCAGCAGCAGCACUCAGACAGGUCAUGGCAGCCCAGCUCAGGAUACAGAAACAGCUAUGACCAGUACAACCAGUACCAGCAGCAGGCGUACCCCGGGUAUUACCCCUCCUGGGGCUACGACCAGACCGGAGGAGGGUAUGGCUACAACUACCAGCAGUAUGAUUACACACAGUAUCCUCCCCCACAGGAGAGUGAAGCCGCUCAGGAGGACGAUGGACUUGAAGAUCCCAGUCCAGAGCUGGAUGUGGUGGAGGCCAACAGGAAGUUCAUGGAGGUCAGUGAGGAACUGUAUGAUGCUCUGAUCGAGUGUCACUGGCAGCCAGCAGAGUUCUCUAUAGAACAGGAAGAUAUGACAUCCAGCCUACCAGAACCCAUUUAUUGCUGAGACUCCACACAUUUUCCUCUGGACCCCCCCCCCCCCCCCUGUUUCCUGAGAUGUUGACAGUGUGGAUUAUUUUUGUAAGGACACAUGGUAACAGACCUUAUUCAUGUGUAUAAACCAGUGGAAAUGCAAAUCUGUGUACACACAUUUCUGAGUUACAACAAAUAAAUAUUUUUGAUUUUUUUUG